AUGUUCGGCUGUCUGGUGGCUGGAAGACUGGUGAGUGAUGGCAGACAGCUGGCAUGGGGGGGGGGGAGGGGUCUGUCAUAUUAUAUAUUCUAUAUUAUAUAUUCUAUGUCAUGAUAUAAAGCGGUUUGUUUUAUUUAUACAGCAAUCUGCAUAGUGUAUAUACUGUGCUGUAUUAUAUAAUAAUAAUAAUAAUAAUAAUAAUAAUGUAUGCUUACUAUACAGCAAUCUGUAUGAUAUGUAUAACAUGAUACAUUAUUUGGGAUGGGAUGUAUAACAUGAUAUAUUAUUUGGAAUGGCGUGAUAUGUAUAACAUGAUAUAUUAUUUGGGAUGGUAUGCAUAACAUGAUACAUUAUUUGGGAUGGCAUGAUAUGUAUAAUAUGAUAUAUUAUUUGGGAUGGCGUGAUAUGUAUAACAUGAUAUAUUAUUUGGGAUGGCGUGAUAUGUAUAAUAUUAUAUUAUUUGGGAUGGUGUGAUAUGUAUAAUGAUAUGUAAUAAUUAUAUAUUCCAACUAUCAAAAACAUUUACACAGUUUGCCAGUUUUUUUUUUUUUUUUCUUUACUAUGAGUAUUCCAGAGACUUGUGUUGUUUGGUUGCUAACCUAUAGAAUGUUGGAAGUCUUGUAAGUAACAAUGUAUUUAUUUUUAAAAGUACUUUUCGCACUUGGUUGGGAAACCAAGGGCUAUGUAAAUGAGGGCAACUGGCUGGGAGUGGCUUGGUGUGUUAGAGAGUAGAUUUAUGGAUUUCAGCCUGUGUGCUCUUUCCUAUAUUUUUAUUAUAUUUAUCUUCUGUGUGUUUUCUUUGACAGGUGCAGACAGAUGCCCAGCAGGUAGCCGAAGAUAAAUUUGUUUUCAACCUACCUGACUAUGAUAGCAUCAAUCAUGUGGUGGUGUUCAUGUUAGGUACAGUGCCCUUUCCUGAGCGAAUGGGAGGGUCUGUUUACAUAUCAUACCCGGAUCAGAGUGGGAUGCCAGUCUGGCAGCUCCUUGGGUUCAUCACCAAUGAAAAGCCAAGUGCCAUAUUCAAAAUCUCUGGCUUGAAAUCGGGUAAGAAAGGGAGAUAAUCUGCAAUCCCUAUUCUAUGUAUGAUCGCCCAUGUAAAGGGGUCAGAAUAGGGCAGUGAAGCCUAGUUAUUUGUAAGAAACAGAGGGAUCUAAAUCAGGAUGACUAGAUCGGAGGACUCUUUUAUUGGUGAUUGCUCAGUGGUUAAUGCAUCAGUUGAAGGAUCUCAAAUGUUAACAUCUCAAGUUCCCAGGUUUCAUUCCUGAAAAUGUCAGCUCUGGUCACAUGAGGGCAUGAGUUGGAUAAUAUUUAUAAUCCCGGGAAGCUGGUUAAAGUUAAAUGUAUACUUUCUGGUGAGAUAAUUUUAAUAUUGUAUUCAGUCAUUAGACAUUGCUAGUAUGCUAGUGGCUCUGAAGGCCAGUGAUCUAGAUCAGGGGUUCCCAAUCCUCAAGUACCCCCUAACAAUCCAGGAUUUAGAGAUAACAACAUAGUUGUAUCUAAGGUGUUUUAGAAAAAAAAUCACGUUAGACACAAAAGGGUUAUUCCUAAAUCCUGGACUGGUAGGGGGUACUUGAGGACUGGGUCUGGAACCACUGAUCUAGAUUGUUUGUCUACUAGAGGAUAGUGUGACACAAACUGUACAUUUCUGCUAAGUUACUAAUGGUUCCUAAUUCAGUAUGAAUCCUUCUGCAGUAUCAGCUGAAAAAAUGCUGUAUAGACUUUGCUUGUAGAUAUCGAAUUCUACAUGUGGUGACUUUAGUGUAAAACAGCCUUGGCUUAAAUUACAGAACACCGUUUUAUAGUGCUAACUAGUAAGCUUCAAAACUACUACUUUCUCGAAGAAUUUAUUCACUAAUCAUUAUAUUGUAGUAAGUUAAAAACUUGAUUGCUGAUUGGAUACAUAGAAUGCACUCAAACUGAUGAAUUGGCUGUUGGAUAUUUGCCAUUACAGAAUGGUUUGAUCUUGAUAAUUUGCUAUACAAGUCAGGGUCGUUCACAUCUGAGAUUUAUUUGUUUUAACCCCCUGUAAACUCAAAGUGUGAGUACAGACUAAAAAAAAAAAAAGUAUCUCUAUUUAGAAUUGCACACGACCCCAAGUGAUCUCAAAAAACAUUAAGGUCAUGCCAUAAAUGUAGAAAAGUUGAAAAUCAGAUCAAACCAAGAAAUUAAUUUUCACUUCGUGGAUCACUUUUUUGUCUUCUUUAUGUGCGAGAGUACAAAACUCAGGUGUUUAUAAAAUCCUGCAAAACUGUGGAAUCCUCCAUAGAACGUCUCAUGAAAUGUGAGCCUUUUCUUCCAGCCAAUGAUAGCGAUGCAGAAUUGACAAAGGUUGAUAUCAGAAACUCCCUACUUUCUCUAACCUCUUCUUUGCCUAUAAGACAUAUUUCCUACGGCUCUAGGCCAAUCCAGGCCAUCAUUACCAGUACAGUGGACUGUGGUGGUUAUGCUUUUAAUCAUUGAAAAAGUACGUGUAGGUUAUGGGAUCCCAUUUGUCACAUUUAUUCUCUUUAUCGCCCACCACCUGUUUGCUCAACCCCUUUGCUGGUCAAGUUCUCAUUAUAGGAUGUCUUACUGUCUAAAAAAAAAAAAUUAGGCUUAACUUCUCUGACAGAUUGUGCGAAAUGUAGUUGACAAGCGUCUGAUUUAGUGAGCGUAGUUUUUUGCGUUGUGAUUAGGAGUGAAAGUUGUAAAACGUACACACAGUUAACAGACUGUUGUUUAUUUGCAGGGGAAGGAGGCCAACAUCCAUUUGGAGCCAUGAAUAUACCGCAGACUCCCUCCGUAGCGCAGAUAGGGAUCUCUGUGGAACUUUUGGAGCAGAUGGCACAACAAACGCCCGUAGCUAAUGCGGCUGUCUCCACGCUAGACUCCUUCACACAGGUACGUUUUCGGUAGAGAAAGAGCUAUAAGCCAUAUAUAGGUCUGUAUACUAUAGCCUGUUCUCUCAAGGCCUUGUCUUGUACCAUUGGGGUGAGGGGGUGGGGGCAUUCUGUGCUGUCCUUUCUCUAGAUAUAUAGUGCGAAGGAACAGAGAGCUCCUCUGUUUGCAUUCGCAAUCUGCUUUGUGGAAAUUAAGGCAUGAGUUGCAUAUAAUGUGCUGUAUGGGCAUUUCUGUGAUGAAGUUCCACUACCUGGUGCCUUUCCCUCUGUAAUGUUCCAGCUAAGUAUCUUUUUAAAAUGAAGAAUUAAAGUUAUUCUUCAUGAUUUCUCUGGGUUUCACAUUGUGUUUGUCUUUCUUGUAUGUGAAUUUCUCAGGUGUUUUUGUUUUGAGGUGUAUACAGGAUCAAUAUAUGAUCUAUUUCUCUUAAAGUCUCCCUGGCUGCACCUUCCUGUUAUCAAAACCCUUUGUGUGCAGCCACUGACCUAUAGACCUAUAUCUUUAAUGAUCUUCUUCUGCUGAUAACACGCUUCUAGGGGAACACUGAUACACAUAAUGGUAUUCGCAAUUGAAGUAUGGGAACUUUUAUAUAAAUGGGUGUAACGGAUCACCUGGCACCCCGACUGGGUACCUCCGUUGAAGGAUGCUCCUAGCGCUUCCUGAAGACUCCAAGCACUCUGGCAGACACCACAAUCACCGAACUGGAGAAGCAUAUGAGUACUUUUAAGCCUAUGAAUGUUGUAUACAGCCGAAUAGGAAAAACCACGCGAAUAGGUUUACACUCCUAGCAGUCAAACUGGAACAGCAUACAAUAAAUCCUCCCCCAAUAAUGAGAGGACACUUCACUUUGAGGGUUAAGCAGGAACUCCACUGUAAUGGCCACACACUGGCUUUAAUGCAAGUCUCCAUGCAAGGGGACAUCCCACAGGGUGGGACACAGUACAACCAAUCAGUUACAGGAGAACCGUAAAACACACCCAGCACAAACAAACAUCCCUCCCCUCUGCCUGUGAUAUAAUUACUGAACACAAUGGGUUAAUGUAAUUUAUCACAGGCAGGGAAAAUACACUUUUUACACAUACACUGUAACUUUAAAAAUAUGCAUCAUAUUCACAUAAAACAUACAUAUUCAGAAUCAUCAUACUUUAAAUAUAAACAUAACCAACAUUCAGCCAAUUCCAUCCAGGGGUUAAAAAGUUAAGGGAAAGUCCUAUUUGACCAAAUGAAGCAUGGCUUUUCUGCCCAAAACCAGUUCCACAGAGUCUUCUAUCCUGGAGAUAAUUGGAAAGUAAUCCAAUUAUCUCCAAGGACAGAGGCAAAACUCCAUUAGCCACAUGGCAGACAAAGGACAAUAAAAGACAAAAAAAUACAUACUGUUACAUUUAUCACAUAGAACAUACACAUUCUACCUAUCCCCUGAUAGCUUAGAUCUGAGCGCACAUUAUUACCGGAUGGUGCUCAGAUCACAUACAUACCGUUCAAUCGCCAUGGAGCCAAAGUCUUUCAUACAGUCUUUCAGUAUACGGCUGGGCUCCAUGGCAUAGCUAUCUGGGGAAGCAUGGCUUUAACAAUCCGCAGAAAGGCACGAAUAAACCUUUCUGCGGGGAAAAUAAAAGUUUAAAAUGCAGGACCAUAGUCUAAAGGGAGCAGGCGAGCAACCAGGCCUCUCCAGUGGACAGUGGCGAGGUUGGUUCCGCCACAAUGGGGUUCUUAACAACUAGCAUUGUACUCUGAUGACAGAGCUGUUGCUUACAUGAACACACGGAAGCCAGUGGACUCCGCAAGAAUAUUCAGUUAGUGAUUGCUGCAAUAUUAACCCAUUGCACUGUUUUAUUGAAGUGGUAUAAUUUUACCAUAAUCCCCGACUUUAUAAUUUGGCAGCAGCCAUAUUCCCACAACCGUACACACUAUCUAUCUUGCCUACUACUGAUGUAUUCUGCAUGCCGUCACCUGUAUUUGCCAUAUUUAAAUAGUCCGUUUGUGUAUUGCUAGCUUGUGUCAGGGAGGAAUGAGUAAUCCAAAUAUAUCUUUUUAUAAAACCUGCAUUAUUUCACAUGGUGUAUGGCACUUGUCACUAAAGGGUUACAUUAUUCUUGGCUUCCUCUCUUGCUUGUGUGUGUGUGUGUGUGUGUGCGCGCGCGCGCUUGCUUUGUGUUUUCAAAUGCAAAUGUCAGGAAAAGAAGUCAUUGAUCUGCUUCCCCUGCCCCGUACCAAUAUCUCAGUUUUUCAAGUCAACCUAAAAAGAAAGAAUGUCCAGCACUCCUUUUCUGCAAAUACCCUAUUUAUUAGCCACCCAAUAUACAGCUGUCACCUCAAAAACACUUUUUAAUAUAAUAAUCCUUCGACAUUAUCCGUUCCAUUAUCACGUCCACGAAUGAUGAUCGGUUUGUUUCUUCUUUCUGUUUUACUUGUUUUUGCAAGGUGACUUUCACUUGCUAGCCACGUGUAUAUAGUUCUCACUGCUUCCUGGUGGUCUUUCAUUGGGUUUCACCUGAGACCCACAGAAGGUCUUUGUUCUAAUCCUUAAAAUAUCCUCUAAAUAUCCCUAGGAUAUUUUUUUUUCCUUUAAAAACCUUCCAUCCGUUUUCCUUUCUACACCUGUUACUCUCACCCCCGCCUCCCAUCUUUUCCCUUAAUUAUGGCUGCUCCUCCAUUUUAGUUUUCACUUUAACCAGAACUGAUUUUUUUUUUUUUUAAAUGCUGUGUAAUGCAUCUAAUUUUUUUUAUUUUUUUUUAUUUUUUAUUCGUACAUUUUAGUUUACACAGAAGAUGUUGGAUAACUUCUACAACUUUGCCACAUCGUUCGCAGUGUCACAGGCUCAGAUGACACCAAGCCCUUCAGAAGCCUUUAUUCCAGCAAAUGUUGUCCUCAAAUGGUAAGAACGUUUUUGCAGUCUGUCAUAAUAAUAAUAAUAUAUAUAAUUUCAUAAUCUCUCAAAAACCAAAAAGGUUAUGGUGGGGAUAAAUUUGUGAUUGAACACCCCUUCCACCUGUUAAACAAAAAUCUACACACCAGUCAAGCCAUAAGACUUGCUUUUCCUACAAGAAUCACAAAAUUGCAGCGAUGUUACUACCGCAAAGGAUUCUGGGUGAGCAUAUGCAAAUUAGUUUAACAAAGCCUCACAUUUUUGCCUCAUUCCAUUUUAAACAUGGAUUCCUUUGAGUCUGUGUUUGCUGUAUACAACAGCUUUGAAACACAACUUAGAAAAAGAUGCAAAGCCAGUGGUUCACAUCCCCUUGAGGAGCGAUGGCGGUCCUGAACCGUCAUUACGGAAAACGUGUAGCUGGAGUGAUCAGAGAUCGCUUUUGCCGAAAUCCAGCUGUUACGAUCUGCCAGGCAUGCAAGGCAGAAGUAACAGCCAAUUAUGUCGUUUGAGCCCUCUUUCCUCUGAAGCGUUUUGAGAGAGAGAGAGAGACAAAGAUCUUGAUAGUUUGUUGCCAGAAGUGUUGGAGAACCUGUGAAAAAGUGUCAAAAAUAAAUAAAAUUCCUUUUAACCCCUUCCCUGACAAAUGAUGUUACAGCAGUGCAUUUAUACUGUCUGUAUUUUUUUUUUUGCCCUUAAGGGCUAUUUUUUGUUAAAAAUUGUGUGUUGGAGUGUGUUUGUGUGGUGUUUGAAAGCGGCAAAUUUUUGUCACUAGCCUUCCCCCAAAUCUCCAUUAGAUUCUUUUUGCAGGAGUUAGUUUAGAGAUUUCUGCUAAAGGACGUUUUAGUCUGUUUUAGUCUGUUUUAGUCAUUUUAGCAUAGUUAGGUAGAUUGUAAAAAAAAAAAAAAAUUGUUAGGUUAGUCAGGUAGUGUGUUGGUGAAAUAUGCUGUGCAUGUAUAGUUUUGAGGAGGCAUAUGCCUUCUUGGCGUCAGACUCUGACGCCACUGACACUGCGUUCGAUUUUGACCCAGGUCAGUUUUCUGACACGUCAUCUGUGUGUGAGCCGGUUGCAAAAAGAAGCUGUGCUUCCCCUGCUAUGCCGAAUGUGGAGGAGGAGUGGGUACCUCCACAGUUAGCUGAGCCUAACAUCCCCCCUUUUAGUGCCAACGCAGGCAUUAAUGUCAAUGUGCAUGACUUCUCCACUAUGCAAUAUAUGGAGUUAUUUUUAAGGGAAUACCAUCUGGGAGGAGACUAAUCUAUGUGCUACACAAUUUAUUAAUACCAAUCUGGGUAGCUAUGCAAUCAGGGAACAUGCUUGGCCCACAGAUGUUCAUAAACUGAAAAAAUUCUGGGCUCUUACUAUACUCAUGGAGAUUAUAAAAAAAGCUAUCCAUUUGCUCUUACUGGAGCACCAACCUGAUCUGUUCUGGUCCAGUGUACUCCCAAACCAUGUCUAGAGCAAGAUAUGAGACGCUGCUCCGAUAUGACAAUGACAAUACCCUCUGUCAUCCCAGAGAUCACCCCCAAUAUGAUAGGCUUCAUAAAACACGCCCAUUGGUAGACCAUCUUCAUCACAAAUUUUCUGAAGUUUAUACCCCCCAACAAAAUGUAUCAAUUGAUGAAUCCUUAAUGAAAUAUAGAAACAAAGAAUGACAACAGAUUAGAACAAUUCGGCCCAUCUAGUCUGCCCAAUUUUCUAAAUAUUUUCAUUAAGGGACACUCCAGGCACCCAGACCACUUCUGCCUAUUGGGGUGGUCUGGGUGCCAACUCCCACUACCCUUAACUCUGAAAGUGUAAUUAUUGCAGUUUUUAUAAACUGCAAUAAUUACUUUGCAGGGUUAGGUUCUCCUCUAGUAGCUGUCUAUCAGACAGCCACUUGAGGGACUUUUCUGUGUUCUUAGAACACGAAAAGUGUUUUAAACGACGCUGGACGUCCUCCCACUAUGCAUGAGGACCUCCAGGGUCUCCGGAAUCCCCAUAGGAAAGCUUUGAAUAAAGCGCAUGCGCAUUGUCUCCCCGGCCGACUGACAGCGGGGGAGGAGCGUGGGCAGAGCCUGACCCAGCAACGAGGGACAUCGAGCUGGAUUCAGGUAAGUCACUGAAGGGGUUUUAACCCCUUCAGCAACAUGGGGAGGGGGGCAAUGCAGGGUCCUGCAGUGCCAGGGAAAACUGAUAUGUUUUCCUGGCACUGGAGAGUCCAUUUAGGCCCUGGCCUUAUCUUAUAGCUAGGAUAGCCUUAUGCCUAUCCCACGCAUGCUUAAACUCCUUCACUGUGUAAAUCUCUACCACUUCAGCUGGAAGGCUAUUCCAUGCAUCCACUACCCUCUCAGUAAAGUAAUUCUUCCUGAUAUUAUUUUUAAACCUUUGCCCCUCUAAUUUAAAGGGAGAUUAGAAUUCAAACGGUACAUCCCCUCAAAGCGCUCUAGGUUUGGUGUAAAAGUGUACAAACUGCAAGAGCCAAAGUGGCUAUACAUUUGCCUUUUUGCGUAUAUGAGGGGAAAGAUGGUCAACUGGACCCUCCUGGCUGUCCUGACUCUCUGGGGGACAAGUGGGAAAAUUGUUUGGGACCUACUGAUCCCCUUGUUCAAUAAAGGUCACCACCUUUUAUGUGGACAAUUUUUAUAGCAGUGUUCAUUUGUUUCAAACUCUUUAUGGUUUGCAGACACUGGUCUGCGGCACUGUGAGAAAAAUUCCAAAGAUUUCCCCAGACCUCUUAUAGAGGCCAAAUUAACAAAAGGUGAUUGCAAAGCUCUGCGCAAAGCUCUGCGCAAAGCUGAACUGCUAGCAAUAAAAUUUAAGGACAGGAAGGAUGUUAACAUGCUAACCACCAUCCACGACGAAAUCAAGUCAGACGUUACUGUCCGAGGCAGAGUACAGACCAAACCUGUUCAUUUAAAAAAAAUGAAUCCAGGAAAAACCACCUUUCUCCAAUUUCAGCUGGAGCUGAUUUCUACAAUCAGUUAUGAAGAUGGUCAAGUUCCAACAACAAUGCUAGAGGAGUAGAGAAUUGGUGCUACACGUUUUAUUUUUAAGAUCCUGCCAACUGAAAAAAAGCAAUCCCCAGAAAUGUUGCAGAGUCUGUUAUAAAAAAGGGGAAAGGACAGACACCCCUUUUUACUGUCCCGGUUGCCCUUCAAAACCUGGACUGCGUAUUGGAAUGUGUUUUAAAGGAUCACUGUAGGGUCAGGAACACAAACAUAUAUUCCUGACCCUAUAGUUCUAAACUCGCCAUUUAGGUGGCUUGCCCCCCUAUAAAAGUUUAAAACUCACCUUAUUUCCAGCGCAGCGCGGGUAAAAGUAAAAAAAAAAAAAAAAGUGUUUUUUUUUUUUUUACAUUUUUUUCACCAUAUUUUAUUAUUUUUUAUUUUUAUUAUAUAACCUGAUACAAAUAAUGGUCUGUAAAGAAAGCCCUUCUUUUCCUGGAAAAAACCCCAAAACAAUAUAUAAUUUGUAAGGGACCAGUAAAUGAGAGAGAGAGAGAGGAAAGUUACAGCUAAACACAAACACAACAAAAGUGUUAAAACAGCCCUGGUCCUUAACGAACAACAUUGAAUAGUAUAUGUGGAACUGCACUCACACCCACAAAUCUGAGCCAGGGUGCUUACUGAGCCGGAAUCAAACACCAGAUUUCCAAACAUUAGUAAAAUAAUAGGGGUCCAGGCACUCCUUGGUUCAAAACAGGUACUUUAUUAAGAACCACAACAGCAAUGUUUUGACCAAAAGGUCUUUGUCAAGCACUUGACAAAGACCUUUUGGUCGAAACAUUGUUGUGGUUCUCAAUAAAGUGCCUGUCUUGAACCAAGGAGUGCCUGGACCCCUAUUAUUUCAUGGCCAAAACAGUCCGGUCCUGUGGUUAAACUUUAAUAUUUUGGGAUUACUUUUUUGUGUUUUUUCCCCCCUAAAACUAUUAAAAUAUAUUUUUUUUUUAACUAGAGUCCUAUAUUCAAAAAUCUUUUGGUGGGAAUUAAUGUAGUACUAUUAAAUCCACACUAGACUGAGAAAAUGCAGAUACAUUCCAAAAAGAAACGCAAGGAGGCAGAUCAGGGGCAGAGCCAGCACAAUUCAAACACAGCCCUGGCCAAUCAGCAUCUCCUCAUAGAGAUGAAUUGAAUCAAUGAAUCUCUAUGAGGAAAGUUCAGUGUCUGCAUGCAGAGGGAGGAGACACUGAAUGUUUGGAUGCAUUUUAGGCAGCCAUGACCCAGGAAGGAUCUCUAACAGCUAUCUAAGGAGUGGCCAGUGAAGUUAUCACUAGGCUGUAAUGUAAACACUGCUUCCGGACAUUCAGUGUCUCCACCCUCUGCAUGCAGACACUGAACUUUCCUCAUAGAGAUUCAUUGAUCCAAUUCAUCUCUAUGAGGAGAUGCUGAUUGGCCAGGGCUGUGUUUGACUUGUGUUGGCUCUGCCCCUGAUCUGCCUCCUUAACAGUCUCAGACAAUCUAAUGGAAAGCACUGUGAUUUGCUCACAGAAUCACUUCUGGCGAUGUCAGCCAAGAAGGCAGAUCAGGAGCAGAUACAGCAGCUUCAGACUUGAAUAGAAGUAAGAUUUUACUAUAUUUAGGGAGGCAAGGGGGGGGGGGGUGCAAGGGAGCUUGAUGGUAGUUUUAACACUAUAGGGUCAGGAAUACAUGGUUUGUUCCUGACCUUUUAGUGUUCCUUUAAGUUUAAAAUUCUCCUCCUUGAAUUCCUACUAAUUCUCAGUUUACUGAAUUACCAUGUUGGUGUUCAGUUGACUAAAAUUUUAUAUUUAGUGACUAAACUCACUGUGUUCUUGACUGUUAACUAUAUACCCAGCAGGGAUAGCCAGUGAGCAUUUUGCCAGUGUACCAAGGACAAGCAGGAGUCACUAAAAUAUAAAAAAAAAAAAUACAAUAGUCCUUAAUUUAUACAAGAAUAUAAAAGCAAAUGCAGUAGAAUGUAGACAUGAUUAGUGUUUCUAUAGACUCCUCCCCCCCAGUAGACGGUGUUGUUAAUUAAUAUAGUAUUUGUGCAUCGUGGGUAGAAUCUCGAUUCACUGAAUAACCGUACAUACAGCUAAAUUACAGAGAAUAAUUCAAUAGAUGUACUAUCAGAAUAUCAUGUGGCAUUCACCUUCUGCAAUUCUGUUGAUGGCUGAUGUCCACUAAUAGUCUUGAUACUGUUGUGUAUCUGUGUGAGAAUUUACACCCUACCUCCUUUAUCUAUACAUUGGGCUUGCCAAACAACUAGCAAAGUGUGUACACAAAAGUAACUUUACUUUGUGAACCCUUUGUACUGUUAUCCUAUAUUGUCACGUAUAUGCAUUUUCUUUCUGAAAGAUACCUUCUUGCUUCUUCUGUUAAUUCCUUUUUUUCUAUGGGACUUUAAUAAGGAUUGAAUUGUUAACAUACCAAUUGGAUCCAAGAACCUGUACGGUUUUUAUGUAUUUAAUUUUCCUAUUAUAUCAUUCCUCCUCAGGUAUGAGAAUUUCCAAAGACGUUUGGCACAGAAUCCAUUCUUCUGGAAGACGUAG
Pelobates cultripes (western spadefoot toad) is the source of this 11230-nucleotide messenger RNA. NCBI's taxonomy places the organism in Eukaryota, Metazoa, Chordata, Amphibia, Anura, Pelobatidae. The record is from the annotation of a GenBank genome assembly.